AUGUACGCGCGAUACAUCCCUCCGGCGAAGGAACCGAGUAGGAGUAAGCCGACUUCAGAUCCUGUCGCUUUCUCACCUUCGGCCGUCGCAGUGCCGCCUCCCAGCUCCGCGACACCCUACGCGCGAUACAUUCCCCCACCCAAACCGAAGGCAGAGCCUUCUACGCUCAAGAGGAAGAUCGUUUUCGACUAUGAGGAUGUUCCUGUAGCUGAAACUACGUCGAAGAAGCGCUCGAAGCGAGAUCAGACGGAAUUGGCAAAGACAGACGGAGAUUUGAUCAACAGUCCUGAUGAAGCAUCAGACUCUGUCACUCCGGGGAGCUCCAGGAAGAGCGAGGAGGCGAUUACGCGUGGUGAAAACUCUACCAGUCUCUCAACAGAACCGAGCAAACAUGUCACAUCUUUACAAGAAUCGCCAGCAGAGAAUGGGAGCACGGCAGCAUUACAAUCCAAAUCUAAGUCGAAGGACAAGAAGGCCAAAGCCAGUACUGGCAAUACUGUGCAUGACGAAACUGAUGCGGUAGAAGGCCGUUACAAGGCGGUCUUAGCGAAGAAGGAGAAGUCGUUGACACGGACGAGAAAUCUCGAUGAAGCGGCCACUCACUCAGCGGUAGAAGGGGCAGAUUCUGCUCUCGACUCGACCUUGGUGGCUGAACCAGUCGAAGCCAAAGGCCUCGAACCCCUCCCACAACCAGAGCCGAUACCUAUUGACAGAUCGAAGCCAUCAUACGAAACCCUGCCGCCAUGGCUGGCUGAGCCCAUUCGAGUUUCUCCAGAGACUCGAGCGCCCUUUUCAUCGUUAGGCGUCGACCCAGAACACGGAAUACCGCCGCUCGUUGAGAAGGCUCUGCGUGAGAAGGGAUGGACAGACGCGUUCGCCGUCCAGACAGCCGUCAUCCCGCUAUUAUUGCCAGGGUGUGGACGGCAAGGAGAUUUGGUGAUCUCCGCCGCCACAGGAUCCGGCAAGACCUUGGCAUACGUUCUUCCAAUGAUGCGCGACCUGAGUCGGGCAUUGACUACGAAAUUGCGCGGACUGAUUGUUGUCCCUACAAGAGAACUUGUCCAGCAAGCCAAGGAGGUCUGCGAGGCCUGCGCCACGGCGUUUGCGACAUCCAACAGGCGCCGCGUAAAGGUUGGUGUAGCCAUGGGCAGCCAGUCUCUAGAGAAGGAACAGUCUUCGAUCAUGGAAGAAUAUCAAAGAUACGACCCCUUGGGUUACCAGCGGUAUUGCGAAGCGCGGGCAAGAUGGCCUUUUGGUGACGAUUCAUACCUGGCCAAGGACGCCACUCGGCACUCGACCAGACCAUUGCCAGAACAUGUUGUUGAGCAUAUACCCAAAGUUGACGUCUUGAUCUGCACUCCAGGUCGUCUAGUCGAGCACAUCAAGUCGACUCCCGGGUUCAGUCUCGACUUUGUUCGAUGGCUUGUCAUUGACGAAGCGGACAAGCUAUUAGGUCAGAGCUUCCAGCAAUGGCUCGAAGUGGUGAUGGAGAAGCUAGGCGACCCCAAGCAUACCGGCCUGCGAGAGUUUGCCGACUCCAACAAGAAUGGAGUUCGAAAAGUUGUGCUCAGCGCCACAAUGACCAAGGAUCUCAGCUUGCUCAACGGCUUGCGGCUGAGUAGACCGAAACAUAUCGUUCUGGAAGGUACGAAGACGGAAGAAGCUGGCGACUUCGUCUUACCAGACCUCCUCGAAGAAUUCGGCCUGAAGAUCCGGGAGGAAUCUCAAAAGCCACUGUACCUGGUUGAGCUUCUUAACAGCAAGUACUUGGGUGGCACUGGCAAUGUACAAGCCAGAAGAUCUAGGGCUGCAGAGGAGGACUCCGAAACCUCGUCUGACGAGAGCGAUUCAGAGACUAGCUCGACCUCUUCAGAGUCGGACUCUGGAAGUGAGACGAGCUCUGCAUCAUCAUCUUCAGAAUCUGAAGAGGACUCCGAUGAAGAGCUUGAGACGCCCUCAGAGACAAAGGCUCGCUCAUCUGGCCGAAUCGAAUUCAGCACCACGGUACUGGUCUUCACCAAGUCGAAUGAAAGCGCGCUCCGUUUAUCAAGACUUAUCGGCAUACUUGCACCUCAGUUCAGCUCGAUAGUUGGCACCCUUACAUCCACGAUCCGGACCUCGGAACGGCGAAAGAUCCUACGGUCGUUCGCUGCUAACAAGCUGCGCAUCCUCAUAGCUUCCGACAUUGCCUCGAGAGGUCUCGACCUGCCGCACCUCGACCACGUCGUGAACUAUGACAUGCCCACGAGCGUCGCAUCUUACGUGCACCGCGUGGGUCGGACGGCGCGCGCCGGGCGAUCCGGCAAAGCAUGGACUCUGUUCACCAAAAAAGAGGCCGGUUGGUUCUGGCCGGAGGUGGCAGGGCAAGGGAAGAAGGGCAGGGGAUCCGGCGGUACGGUCAAACGGUCAAAUAAGGUGGAGCAGAUCGUCCUCGGAGGUGGCGGCGAUGGCGAUGGCAAGUCGGGGUCCGGCGGCAGAUUUAGUGAAGAGCGCAUUGAAGAGUACGAAGCGGCUUUGGAGAAGCUGGGACAAGAGGCGGCGGAGGGCCGCCGGAAGGGCAAGACGGCUGCUACUUCUAGCUGA
Molecule: messenger RNA, 2583 nt
Organism: Thyridium curvatum
Lineage: Eukaryota; Fungi; Ascomycota; Sordariomycetes; Thyridiales; Thyridiaceae
Exons: 1
Coding region: 1-2583 (860 amino acids)
Cellular component (GO): nucleus
Molecular function (GO): nucleic acid binding; ATP binding
Source: RefSeq, a predicted model, not a curated record